Verruconis gallopava is the source of this 582-nucleotide messenger RNA. RefSeq lists its product as uncharacterized. The transcript is spliced from 2 exons. NCBI's taxonomy places the organism in Eukaryota, Fungi, Ascomycota, Dothideomycetes, Venturiales, Sympoventuriaceae. Bases 1 to 582 code for a protein of 193 amino acids. The record is from RefSeq and is a predicted model, not a curated record.
AUGUCUCAGGCGCGAGUGCUCCCAUCUUCCCGGCACUUGAGCAAAUGGUAUGUCACGAAACUCCUCGAUAUAAUCCGAGAUGACCGAUCGCUUGCCGACAACAGCUUGGAUGUUUCUCAGAAAAAGAGGACGCCAUUCCAAUUGUUCUUCUUCACGGCUGGCCAGGUAGCUUUCUCGAAUUCUUACCAAUGCUUGAUCUCGUUAGGAAUAAAUAUGAGCCAGCAGAAGUGCCCUUUCAUCUUAUUGCACCAUCUCUGCCAGGCUAUACUCUUAGUUCAGGGCCACUCUCAGGACCAAGCAUGGGUGGGUGAAGAUCCAGCACGGAUAAUCAACAAUGCCCUCAAAAUGCUCGGCUUUGAUCAGUAUGUUGUACAGGGAGGAGAUGUGGGAUGCCUCAUCGCUUCCCUUCUAGGUACGACAUAUGAUUCCGUUAUUGGAGCCCAUCUCAAUUUGCUACCUAGUCUGGAUCAAGUUGAAGUCAAUGAUCCGAAUCUUACGGAAAUGGAGAGAAAGGCAGUUCAGCGAAGCAAGGAGCGCUUUCAAACGCCGACAGUGGGAGCUGCUAUUAUGAAUAGCACCUAA